UGGUCUUAUUGGCUGUAACAAGGCCUCCUUUAUAGGUAGAGGAGGGGUUUGAGGCUGCCAAACAAAUACUUCCAAAGAAGUUUUGCAUUCCCUGUGUGUGUGUGUGUGCGUGUGCUAUUAUGGGUCUGGAACUACCGGAAUAUGGAACUGAUACUUACUAUCUAAAUGUUUUCAUUACUCUUAAACAGCGACGGAAUGGUAAAUUGAACAUCUCAGCAUAAUAACAUAGGCUCCAGAUCAGAGGGAAUUAAUGAUAAGAAGUUACGCUCCGUGUAAAGCUGUUGGGAAACAGAAUUUGGAUCAGGGGGCCGACACUAUGAGAGCGUUUGUCAUCAUUGAGAACGGAAAACAAUAAGGACAUUUGUAGAGGAUAGAUCUGUGUUUUUUCAGAGAAAGGGAUGAGAUCCGUGGAGAAUCCGUCACUGAAAGAGAACUCUGGCAAGGCAUUCCCCUGCUCCCCCAUGACCAGCCUCCCGAUGACCAGUAAGUGAUUGUGGAACCCAGUGGGGGUUGAGGAUUAAACGACAAUGAGGGACCGCUUGGAUGAAUUGCGGCAAAAGGCCCAGGAAGACCCAGACCCUGAGGCCGAGAUCAUCUCCGACCCCUUAUCUGGGGUCAACGAACCCGAUGACCCGACGGAGGUGGACUUCACCACGCCGCGGGCUGUGGUGUUUGAGGAGGAACCCGUCAUUGAGAACUUCCUGUGUGAGGCCCAGCGCAUUCGAGAUGAGAUUACAGAGUUGGAUGCAGAUGUGGUUAAAUUCAGUCAACAGCAAAAGACACUGGUGGCCACAAUGCGUCGAUUCAGUGUGAUGAAGAAGGAGAGCAGCAUCACCAGGGACAUCAAGCUGCAGGCUGAGGGGCUCCACAAACGAUUGAAUGCCCUUUCGAAAGAAGCCCAGAAGACAGAGGGUCAGCACGGUCCCACCGCUGCCGUGUCCCGGAUCCAACGAACGCAACAUGCAGCCCUUCUACGGCAGUUUCAAAAGGUUAUGUCCAACUACAAUACAGGGUUGUUGACCAAACAGGAGCGCUGUAGGCACUUUAUUAUCCGCCAGUUGGAGGUUUCGGGGCGGGAGGUGACAGAGGAGGAAGUGAACGACAUGGUGGCCACAGGAAAAUGGGAGGUCUUCAAUGAGAACAUGCUGAACGAUGCCAGGAUCACACGGUCACAGCUGUCUGAAAUUGAACAGCGGCACAAGGAGCUUCUAAACCUUGAGAACAACAUGGUGGAGCUGAGGGAUCUGUUCACUGACAUUUACUUGCUUGUUGAAGAGCAAGGGCCCCAGAUUGACCACAUCCAGACCAAUGUAGAGAGAACUGCAGACUAUGUGGCUGUUUCAAAUGAGAAGUUCAAGUUGGCUGCCAGGUACAAAAGGAAGAACCCCUUGAGACAGCUCUGCUGCUGCUGUUGCCCUCCCUGGAGAUGCUGCUUCUAAAACAGUUAUCCCUCGGCAGCAGAUAGACAGCCGGGUAUUGGUGAAUGUCAAAGGUAAUUGUAGCUUUGUCUCAUGUAAAUCUUUAUUUUCCAUUUAACGGUUAUGCUGCUUAUCCAUGGUACAGUAAAUGAAGUUCUCUUGAGCAACAAUGUUGGAUAUAUUUGUCAUAGUAGGUCCAUCAGACAGACAUAACCAACACGAAUAUGAUAGAGACUGAUGGCUAUCCGGACUGUAAAUAUAUGACUGAUUUGAUAUUUUGUGAGCAUAUAUUUCUUACUAUUUACCACUAUGCACAAAGUCAGCUUUCACAUGCGAUUGAGAUGCAAUUACCCAAUGCACUCCUGAAGUUCCAUUUAAUUGUCUAUAUAGCGCUUAUUUAUCACUUUAAAACCAACAUUUCAGGUCCCAUUGCAUAGUUAACUAAUGCACCAAAUGUAGGUAUUAUCUAUUGUCCUAUUUGUUUAUAUUUUGUCUAUUACUAUGUUCUAUGAUACCAUUGUAAAUGAUGAGUUAUCAAAUAUAGAUGAGGUAGCCAAUACAUGCACCAAUAAAAUGAAAAACAGAAACCA
Molecule: messenger RNA, 2008 nt
Organism: Gadus macrocephalus (Pacific cod)
Lineage: Eukaryota; Metazoa; Chordata; Actinopteri; Gadiformes; Gadidae
Gene: stx19
Product: syntaxin 19
Exons: 6
Coding region: 528-1439 (303 amino acids)
Biological process (GO): exocytosis; synaptic vesicle fusion to presynaptic active zone membrane; intracellular protein transport
Cellular component (GO): synaptic vesicle; plasma membrane; endomembrane system
Molecular function (GO): SNARE binding; SNAP receptor activity
Source: RefSeq, a predicted model, not a curated record